AUGUUGGAAAUUUUGUUAUGUUGUAAGAGAUCACGUAAACCCGAACCAAUCUCAGUUAUAAUAUGUAGAAAGUUUGUUGUUAUAUUAUUUGUAUCAAUAACAUUAGCUGUUCUUGUCAUAUUAUCAAAUGGAGUACAUAAUGAUACACCAACUAUUACAAGAAAGUAUUCUUCAAUGGAACAUUUCCCUGUACCAGUUGUUUACAUGACAUCUGGAUAUCAAUUUAAUAUAGAAUGUUACUACUACUUCACCACCAAUAAAGGCGAAGAUGGUACUCUAAAUAAUGAAUAUGUAAAACAACCUACUUAUGAUAAUAGCAGCCGUGAAUGGAAUGGAAGUUUUUUUCCAGAUAAUUUAUCAUUUAUCAUUGGUGAUGUUAACAAGACUCAAAAUCAAAGAAAUAUAGCUUCAUUCCGUUUGCGUUUUAAGAUUACGAGUCCAAAGUAUAUUUCUACUAGUGAUGGUUCUACCAGUUUUGGUCUUUAUAUGCAUGAUCAAGAAUAUAAUCCAUUUAAUGAUCCACUUGCUAAUCGAUAUGCUUUGCGGCUAUCAAGAAAACAAAGGACUAUAUUAAGAGAUUCACCUCUAAAUAAUUUGGGGCUUCUACAAAGGUACCCUAGCCAAUCUUAUGUUGUGAUAAAUGAACGUGUUUAUGAUACGACAAAAAACUCAAGUCUAGCAAGUUUCCAAAUAUUUCCUCUGAGUUUUUUGCUUGAAACUGAAAUUGAUCAAAGAAAUAAAAAUGCUCUGACUGUUGUUUCAAAUGUACUUGCUAUAUGGGGAGGAUUGACAGCAUUUUACAUAUUUUUAUUUGGUGAUAAUGCAAUUAAACCAUGGGGAUUUGUACAAGAAAGGGUUCUUAAAAAUGUAAUGCAUAAUAAAUUGAGGACCGCGCCAUUUAAAAAGAAAGGAACUCCCGAGGAAAGGAUUGAAGCAUUGGAAACAUUUCUUAAAGACUAUGUUAUCGAUGUUGGUUUGAUAGAUCAAUUAAAUAAAUCGCCAUACAAAAGUCAUGAAGAUGAAGAAAAAUAA
Entrophospora candida is the source of this 1032-nucleotide messenger RNA. The record is from the annotation of a GenBank genome assembly. Lineage: Eukaryota; Fungi; Glomeromycota; Glomeromycetes; Entrophosporales; Entrophosporaceae.